Rhipicephalus sanguineus (brown dog tick) is the source of this 1589-nucleotide messenger RNA. Its product is annotated as major facilitator superfamily domain-containing protein 1. Gene Ontology annotation, biological process: transmembrane transport. The record is from RefSeq and is a predicted model, not a curated record. The coding region runs from base 98 to 1465 and encodes 455 amino acids. Gene Ontology annotation, molecular function: transmembrane transporter activity. The transcript has 13 exons. Lineage: Eukaryota; Metazoa; Arthropoda; Arachnida; Ixodida; Ixodidae. Gene Ontology annotation, cellular component: lysosome.
GGGGGAGGUGACUCGCGGAGGGGUGUUCAUGACAGCUGAGCGAGCGCUCGCAUAGGCACGUGAGUGCGCGAGGUGACUCGGGUGUUUCUGCGCGAGGAUGACGGAGUCGGACACAGCGGGUCUCGUGCCUUCAGAACCUGAAGGAGAACAAGAUGACGUUGUCGUGCGCAGGUUCGGAAAUUGCGCCAGCGUAUUUUGCGACCCGACUACGAGAGCACAUCGCCUCAUUGUACUCGUCUUCCUGUGUUUCCUAGCAUUCGGUAGCUACUACUGCUUCGACAACCCCGGUGCGUUGCAGAGCCAAAUAGAAAAUGUUAUGCAAGUCAAAGCAGCGGAAUUCAGCAGCCUGUACUCAUGGUACUCGUGGCCAAACACAGUCCUCUGCUUUGCUGGGGGCUUCCUCAUCGAUCGAGUCUUUGGCAUCCGCCUCGGUGCUUUCCUAUUUUCGUUCAUAAUCAUCGUGGGCCAGAUCGUCUUUGCCAUGGGGGCCUUUCUCAACCGUUUCUGGCUUAUGCAAUUUGGACGAUUCAUUUUUGGGGUUGGAGGUGAAUCUCUGGCUGUGGCCCAGAACACUUACUCAGUGGCCUGGUUUAAGGACAAGGAGCUGAACACAGUGUUUGGCCUCCAGCUGAGCAUAUCUAGGCUGGGAAGCACAGCCAACUUUAUGACCAUGCCAUUCCUGUACGCCGCUGUGGCCAAGGUGUACCCCGGUUUCACGGGGCUGGGAGUAGCACUCCUCGUCGCUGCUUCCUGGUGCGUGAUGUCCAUGCUGUGUGCAGUCGUGCUGGCCAUUCUUGACCGCAGAGCGCAACGUAUUAUGGGACGUGAGGAUGCUAUGACUGGUGAGGUGGUGAAACUGACAGAUGUACGCUACUUUCCCAAGACCUUCUGGCUUCUGUGCUUCAUCUGUGUGUCGUACUACGUCACCAUAUUUCCCUUCAUUGGCCUCGGCACGGUGUUCUUUCAAAGAAAGUACCAGUUCUCGGCCGUUGAAGCAAACUCUGUCGACAGCGUCCCAUACCUCAUUUCGGCCUUUGCGUCGCCCGUCUUUGGAAUUCUGGUAGAUCUGCUGGGCAGAAACUUGAUCUGGGUCACAGUGGCUGUCUUUGGGACACUUGCUGCUCACGGGCUGCUUGCCUUCACCUUCCUCAAUCCCUGGGUUGCCAUGGUGCUGAUGGGGCUGAUGUAUUCUCUCCUGGCAUGUGCAUUUUGGCCCCUGGUUGCCAUGGUGAUACCUGAACAUCAGCUGGGCACAGCUUAUGGCAUAAUGCAGUCCGUGCAGAACCUGGGUCUUGCCGUUAUUGCCAUGGUGUCGGGCAUGAUUGUCGACAGCAGUGGCUAUUUUGUCCUCGAGGUCUUUCUCAUGGCGUGGCUUUGCUGUUCUCUCAUUGCCUGCCUUUUGCUUGUUCUAGUGAAUGCUAAGCAAGGUGGAGUUCUCAACCAGAGUCGCCUGAAGAAAGAUUGAUUAUUAUGUAAUUCUUGAUGUGUGUGUGAAUUGAGGUGACAGUGACACAAGUCACAAAUUAGCGUCAUUCAUUAUUUUUCACGAUGUUGAUUCCCAUCGCUCAUUAAACUAUUUUAUUAUAUCA